UGAAAUAGAUAUUUCACCUUACCCUAUUAUAUUCAAUAUUAAUAAAUAUACUGAUGUUUUUCUCAAUGGUAUCGGUAUUUUACGUUGGCUUGAUUUUAUAUUGCAAAAUCCGGAAAUAUCGAUUUUGUCGGUACUAAAAAAAAUAGACAAAAUAUUAUUCGAUACUAGUCCUUCGAAUGAUAGAAUAAAGAAAGACGUUCACAGUAGGCCGUCCACCUUACACCAA
This is a messenger RNA of Racocetra persica, 226 nucleotides long. The record is from the annotation of a GenBank genome assembly. NCBI's taxonomy places the organism in Eukaryota, Fungi, Glomeromycota, Glomeromycetes, Diversisporales, Gigasporaceae.